Molecule: messenger RNA, 1101 nt
Organism: Rhodofomes roseus
Lineage: Eukaryota; Fungi; Basidiomycota; Agaricomycetes; Polyporales; Fomitopsidaceae
Exons: 5
Coding region: 108-968 (286 amino acids)
Cellular component (GO): lipid droplet; prospore membrane; ascospore wall
Source: RefSeq, a predicted model, not a curated record
CGUAUACCCUGCUGUGCUCUACUGUGCUAGUUUCACAACUUGGUAUUACUUUGACUCCUAUACUGUACUAUCCGCGGUUCCUCGAUUCAUUUUCGUCGCUUCAGAAAAUGUUAACAACGGACUCUGGGCGCUUGGAAAGCCAACCGCUACUAUCCAAGCCUCUUCAUGUAGCGACCAGUUCGCCUUGGUUGUACCCGUUCAAGGGAAUGUAUUGUUUCAUGACACACUCGUUCCUUUGGCCUGUCCUGCGAGCUCGCUCGCUUCCGUGCUUCAUCCUUUCGCUUGCCGUCUACACCUUUCUAUUCCUCGUCGCCUACCUCCCACAAGUCGCCUUCUUUGCGAUAUUCUACGGACGGGCACUUGCUUGGGUGAACGCUGCAUUCCUGGUCCUCGGCGAAGGCGCGGCCAUAGUCGCUCUUCUGUUUGAGGCCUUCUUCGUGGACGAGAGCUUGGCCGACAUAUUCGACGCUGUGCUCAUUCAUGAAGGGCUAGAGGAUCUAGUGGCGCGUGGUCGCGACAUCAUCCCGGACGGCGUGGACCCAGUCAAGAAGCUUGGCAAGUCCCGGAUAUCGCACGUCUACAGCCCGUUCUCCUUCCGUCAGAUCUGCGAGUUCAUUGUGCUCCUUCCUUUGACCCUCGCGCCCGUUAUCGGCACGCCGUUGUUUUUGAUCUUCACGGGCUACCGCGCGGGUCCGUUGCAACAUUGGCGGUACUUCAAGCUCCUGGGACUCACGAAGGCAGAGCAGAAGCAAGCAAUCAAGCGGAGGCAGAGGAAGUAUACAUGGUUCGGCACCGUGCAUCUAGCUCUCCAGCUUAUACCUGGACUAAGCAUGUUGUUCCUGCUCACGACUGCUGCUGGAUCGGCGAUGUGGGCCGCGAAGAUAGAGAAGAAGCGAAGACUUGAGGCUGAGAUUGCCCAUAGUAUCGCCGUCGGUCUAAGUCGAGGAAGGAUAAAUGGCGGGACAUGAACUGAAUACUCUGCCUCAUGGGAUCACAGAUCCCCGGGUUCGACUCAGUCGGCCCCGCUUCCCGCAGCGCGCUCUCAAUUCUCGACUGUAAGUACGGCGUAUCACACAGGAGCUUGGACUUGACGCUUUGACC